AUGAAAUUUUCCCUUCUGCUCACUGAAUUAAAAGUGUUCACACGAGCCAUUAACUCCCUUGGUAAACUUGGAGAUGAUAUCUUCUUCGAAUGCAGUUCCGAUGAGGCAAAUUAUUUAUUGAGUCUUCGUUGUGUUAAUUCAACUCGUUCAGCCUUUGCUGUCGUGUCAUUCAGUGGCAAAUUUUUUGAGAAGAAUUUCAGACUCACAGAUUCUGAUGUGCGUUUCAAACUUAACACAAAGACAUGUUGCAAAGUUUUCAAACAGACCAUGGCCUGGGAUAAAACCCUGCAUCGAUGUAAAAUACGCCUUGAUAAUGAGCAGAACAGGCUUGUUGUUCAAUUCUUUCAACGAUAUGGGAUCGUGAAAACCUACAACCUUCCAAUUAUUGAAUGUGAAAGCCUCGAAGCCAUCUAUGAUAUUGAAAAUUCAACUUGUCAAAUUGCUAUGUCCUCUAAGGUAGCUGGUGAGAUCAUGCAAAAUUUUAGACAAAAUCAAACAGAAGUUACCAUCAGUAUGCAAAUUGGUGAAUGUAUAUUUCGAAAUUACGUUGAGCAAUCUGACGUCGCUUCCGUCAAUACACAUAUCCCUGUACCUAUUACUGAGUUUGAAGCUUAUCGACUCACUGAGGAAUACGAUAUCACUUUUUGCCAAAAGGAUUUUCGCGCCGCUAUCUUAUUUGGUGAAUCCGUGAAUGCUCUAUUGGUACUAAAUUGUAGUCAACCUGGAAACCCUAUGAUACUAACUUUUACAGAUGAAAAAAAUUACAAAGCGAAUUUUGUACUUUCCACGCUACCACUCCCUUACGUUCCAAAACGAGUUCCACUGAAUUCAACAAUGCGACCGACCGGAUCUGCGUUACCGAUCUCGUCUGUUUCUUUCCUUAACCUGAAUGAAAGCCACCGUUCAGCAAAUGGAACGACUGGACUGGAUACAAUGACAGCCCCAACUCAAAUUCUUCCUCCAUCCAGUCCUAAUCUUUCGAGUACUAUGAUAACAGCUAACACUCCAGUUCCAGUGCGCGAAUUCGAGGAGGCCAAACCCCCUGCUAAGAAGGCUCGUUCGGUACUCUUCGCUUCAUUCAUGGGGGGAGAAUCUACAGUGGACUCAUUCUUUCAUAAUCCUCCACCACCCCAGAAACCUGAACGAUUAUAUAAAGACGCUUUUGAAAAUUCGGAUCAUGAUGAUUCAACUAUGGUCGAUGUGCUGUCUACUCAUGAAGGGGCUGCAGGUUCUGCCCGUGUGACAGCUCGUCUGGCUUCUGACGUCAGAACUGCAGCUGUUUCUGGUUGGAAUAUUGCAGAGAAUUUGCGGGCUACUGCAACUACCCGGAUGACUGGGGCUACACUACUGGUCCCUGAUUCUGAUGACGAAUCUUGA
Molecule: messenger RNA, 1377 nt
Organism: Rodentolepis nana
Lineage: Eukaryota; Metazoa; Platyhelminthes; Cestoda; Cyclophyllidea; Hymenolepididae
Source: the annotation of a GenBank genome assembly